Molecule: messenger RNA, 1926 nt
Organism: Mugil cephalus (flathead mullet)
Lineage: Eukaryota; Metazoa; Chordata; Actinopteri; Mugiliformes; Mugilidae
Gene: ca4a
Product: carbonic anhydrase IV a
Exons: 8
Coding region: 62-1045 (327 amino acids)
Cellular component (GO): plasma membrane
Molecular function (GO): zinc ion binding; carbonate dehydratase activity
Source: RefSeq, a predicted model, not a curated record
GGCCACCCCCUUCUUUCCUGUUGGGGUAUGGUGAUAGAUAAGUAUAAGACCCCCCGCAAGAAUGCGAUCACAUAGGCAAAAACGAGUCGUUGUGCUGUCUUCUCUCGGUCGACGCUCCAAAAUGCAGCAGCUGAUCCUUCCCGUUCUCCUGGCAUCCUUCUGGACAAUCUGCACAGGAGCAGGAGACUGGUGCUAUCAGUCCCAGUUUUCCUGCGAUCAUCAGUGCAAUGCCCCUGAAAAUUGGAACCACGCAAACAGUGGCUGUGUAGGGAGAAAGCAGUCGCCCAUUAACAUCGUCACCAGAAAGGCACUGAAAGAUGAGCGCCUGACCCCUUUUGAGUUCGGCAACUACCAGGAGACCUUCAGAGGCACUAUCAAAAACAACGGCCACUCCGUUCAGGUUGGAGUUCCUCAUCUCAGCACCAUCUCUGGUGGAGGUCUGCCCACACGCUACAAGGCGGUGCAGUUUCACCUGCACUGGGGCAAAGACGGAGGGCCUGGCUCUGAGCACACCAUCGAUGGGGAGCAGUAUCCCAUGGAGCUGCACAUUGUUCACAUGAAGCACGAAUACACUGAUUUGACUACAGCACUGAAGGACCCAGAGGGGAUUGCUGUUCUUGGAUUUUUCUAUGAGAGGUCCAACAGUGCAAACCGGAAGUACGAACCCAUCAUCAACAGUCUGAAAAGCAUCAAAUCUACAAGCUUCAACACUUCUCUGCCUCCCAUCUCCCUCACUCAGCUGAUCCCAUCUGAGCAGAAUCUGACCUCCUACUACCGGUACAAGGGCUCGCUGACCACCCCGGGGUGCUCUGAGGCUGUCAUCUGGACUGUGUUUGAGAACCCAAUCCCUUUGAGCAUGGAACAGCUGGCAGCUUUCUCUGAACUCCAGUUCCAUGAAGGAAAGAGGAUGGUGGGAAACUUCAGGCCGGUCCAGCCCCUUAAUGGCCGACAGGUGUACAAGUCAGGAGGCGCAGUGAUCCUUGCCAGCUCCCUCCUCCUUGUGGCUGCGGUGGCCACGGCUUUGGGACUGUCCCAGCUCGACUAGAGUGAGACGCCCCGCGCUGCACUGCGACAUCCACGAACACGAACGUUCUGUUUCAUCAGCUGAGCCCUGGUUCGCAACAUCUCCACUGCAUGUUUGCUAAGAUGAAGGACCACGUCGUAGUGCAGCCAAUGUCUCACCUGGCGUUCCUCCCUUAUGACACAAAUGACAGAGGCGUUCGAGGAGCGCCUUAUGAAACGUGCUGUAAGGGGAUCGAUCAGCAUCCAUGCAUGCUUAGUGAAGCAGUUGGUCUUAUUUCAGCAUCAUGAAUGUGCCAUAAAGCAGGUUACAGAGCACUCAGAGUGACAGCUGGAUUCAACACUAGAUCCCUAAGUCAUGCCCUGAUUUUUCCCAGCAUCACCCUAAACACCAACACUCGUCACACAUACUCUUUAGACCUCUUCCACCUUGUCCAAUGUCAGGUAAAUUUAGUCCUUGCUAAUGUCGGAGUGAGUUGCCUAUUGCAGCCUCAUGACGGGACACGUGAUGCGUUGCUCUUAAUGGGGCAUGUGAACGGCGUGGAGUUAUAAAUAGUAGAACUGAGUCAUAAAAAUAAGCUCCAUUUCAAAGCCAGCGGUCAAAGAAGUCAGCAGUUUGGUAGGUGCAGGAGCGCACAGCGCUACUAUCCGGUGCACCCUCUCACAGCAGUUGGUUUGGGGUAGGACCCAAGGGUGAGGGGUGAGAGGUCUCUCCUUUUAAUCCAUGAAGAACAACUGUAUGGUGUUCUGAGAGCAGAGCUGCAGCAUCUUUGGCGGUAGAGUCAGCGGAAGCAGGCAAAGGUGAAGAUGCAGAGAUGCUAAAGCUAACGGUGUGUCACGAAGCCUCACUUUUGAGGAGCUGACCAACAUAUAUACACUCUCAUACCAGCAUCUUCUUUUUUUUUU